AUGGCUAACCGAAUUCAGAGACUAGCUGGCGGGUAUCAAUGGCGGAAUUGGACCAAGAGAGAGUGGACCAUCGUAGCUGCUGCCGCCCUCACUCUAGCCAUCUUCACUUUUUCCGGCACAAACCGGUUUUCUUCCACCGUUAUUCCAGGCGACAAAACUUUGUCUCCGUCACGGCAAUCAGAUUGGGUUCCCUUCACCCUGUUGAGCAAUGCCCGUGAAAAGGGAGCCCUUUGUUUGGAUGGGAGUUUACCAGGGUACCAUUUUCAGAAGGGUUUUGGAUCCGGUUCUCACAAUUGGAUUGUAUAUAUCGAGGGUGGAGGGUGGUGUAAUUCUAUAGCAUCAUGUACAUAUCGUAAACAAACGUUACUUGGUUCAUCAAAGUAUAUGGAACCUGAAAUUCAAUUUACUGGCAUGUUGAGCAAUGACCCUUCUCAAAAUCCGGACUUCUUCAAUUGGAAUAGAGUGAGGAUCCGGUACUGUGACGGUGGAUCUUUUGCCGGGCACCCUGAGGCUGAGUCGAAAAAUGGAACAGAACUCUUCUUCAGAGGUCAGCUUAUUUGGGAAGCAAUUAUGGAUCAACUGUUGUCAAUAGGGCUCUCUACUGCAAGACAGGGACUUCUUGCUGGAUGCUCAGCUGGUGGUCUGGCGACUCUCAUACACUGUGAUAAUUUCAGAGAGGCUUUGCCGAAAGAUGCUAACGUCAAGUGUCUGGCUGAUGCAGGUUUUUUCCUAAAUGAGAAGGAUAUUGGUGGGAGACCCACUAUUGAAAAUUUUUACCGUGAUGUUGUCCAACUUCAGGGAAUCGCAGAAAGUCUAAAUAAGGAUUGUCUCUCAAGAACGGAGCCUCAUAAGUGCUUUUUCCCUCAAGAGUUCAUCAAGUAUACAAAAACUCCAUUGUUUCUUGUCCAGCCUGCUUUUGAUUGGUGGCAGAUACACAAUAUCCUUAUACCAGAUAAAUCAGACCCUAAAAGAAGAUGGCUCAGGUGCAAGCUGAACACGUUCAAUUGCGAUCCUGCCCAACUUGAAGUACUACAAGGUGAUGAACAUUUGAUAUCCGUAAAUUCAAGUACUAUUUGUGUCUGUUUGAUUUUUGAAAUUUUCAUUCGUGACAUCUUAAAUAGCUGUGUGGAGAAUUAUGUUAUUAUAUUCCUCAUUGGGACAUGGGAUCCAGAGAGAUGGCACUCAUCUAGGUCCCCAAGAAUCAAUAAUAGAGUAAGUUUGGUUCUUCUCUUGAGAGUUUGUGGUAAACCACAGGAAUGCAUGAGGAGACUUGUAGCCUAUUACCUUAUAUUUCUGCAGACUGCUAGGAUCGUGGUAGCUGUUGAUCCUUCAAGCUUGUCAUCUGGUGAAUUUCCCGAAAACGUUUUGCAACUCAAUUCGCACCUGCUGGCUGCGUUUUCUGGAGGGAGCAAAGGUUCGCUCAAAUUUCUGCACAAUCUUCUGCCAGUCAUGUGCAAAGAUGUUGAACUCGCGGAGGGGACAAAAGCUUCUGCCGCUGAAGCUUCCAAGUGGCUUGCUGACUUUCUGUCUCGUAAUCCUGACAGUGACCUGGGUGUGUCACUAGGGGUACUGAUUGCUGGGUGGGACAACGAAUCGGGACCUUCCCUGCAUAAAGUCGACGGUAUGGGGAACGUGCUGAAAGAAUCCUUAGCUGGAACUGGAUCUGCCAAUGAGGGUCGUUGGGCCCGUCGCAGCGGUUCUUCCCAGGCUGAAGCGGUGGAGUUAGCCAAAUGUGCGGUUUGUAUCGGUGUAUAUAAUGCCCCCGAACGUGAUGGAUAUGUCAGUGGUAAGUUUGUGAUCUCCUGGCUGCUUUUGUACUUGCACGUUAAUUUGUACGUGAAGAUUGGCGCUGAUCAAGUAGCGGCUGCGGCCGUCACUCUACUCUUCCCUACUUCUUCCGGCGGACUCCGGUCUUCUUCCACCUGUGCAAAUUGCUGCCCGCGAAUGCAAAAUGGCAUAAAGAUGGCGAACCAAUUGUAUAGACUACAACGAAGCUUGAGAUCAUGGCGUCCGCUGCACACUUGGACCAAGAGAGAAUGGACCAUUGUAGCUGCUGCCGCCGUCAGUACACUACUCAUCCUAAUUUUUUCCUGCAGAGGCCGGUUUUCUUCCACCGGCGCUGUGCCCACCAACGAAUCAUCGUCGCCGGCUGAACAUUCAUAUCGGGUUCCCUUCACACCUUUGAGUAGUAAUCCCAGAAAGAAGGCCGCCCUUUGUUUGGAUGGGAGUGACCCAAAGUAUCAUUUACACAAGGGUCAUGGAUCCGGUUCUCUCAAUUGGCUGCUGUUUAUGGAGGGUGGAGGCUGGUGUGAUUCUAUAGCAUCAUGUGCAUUUCGUAAACAAACGUUACUUGGUUCAUCAAAGACUAUGGAACCUUUCUUUUCGUUUUCUGGCAUCUUGAGCAAUGAUCCUGUACAAAAUCCAGACUUCUUUAAUUGGAAUAGAGUGUGGAUUCAUUACUGUGAUGGUGCAUCUUUUUCUGGGCAACCUGCGGCAGAGUUGAAUAAUGGGACAGAACUUUUCUUCAGGGGUCAGCUUAUUUGGGAGGCAGUUAUGGAUCAACUGCUGUCGGUGGGACUUUCUAAUGCCAGACAAGCAUUUCUAACUGGAUGCUCAGCUGGUGGUUUGGCAACUCUCAUACACUGUGAUAGUUUUCGGGAGGCUUUGCCAAAAGUUGCUAAUGUCAAGUGUCUAGCUGAUGCCGGCUUUUUCUUAAACGAGAAGGAUGUUGCUGGGGAACACACUAUUGAAAAGUUCUUCCAUGAUGUUGUUAAUCUUCAGGGAGUUGCGAAAAGUUUGAAUAAGGAUUGUCUCACAAAAACCGAGUCUCAUAAGUGCUUUUUCCCACAAGAGUUCAUUAAGCACAUAAAGACUCCAGUGUUCCUUGUCCAACCGGCUUAUGAUUCGUGGCAGAUAGGGAACAUUCUUGUGCCAGGGAAAUCGGAUCCUCAAAUGAGCUGGCUUGGGUGUAAGUUGAACCUCUUCAAUUGCAAUCCCGCCCAAUUAGAAGUCGUACAAGGUUUCCGAAAAUCAUUGCUACAGGCACUGAGUGAAUUUCAGCAGAAUAAAGAAGGUGGCAUGUUUAUAAGUUCUUGCUUUGCUCAUUGUCAGACAUUGAGUCCAGAGACAUGGCACUCAUCAACGUCUGUGAGAAUCAACAAUAGAACAAUUGCAGAAUCCGUUGGCGAUUGGUAUUUCAACCGUAGAGUAGCAAGACAUAUCGACUGCCCUUCUUUUCCAUGCAAUCCUACUUGCUAUAAUGCUGCUAUAGUGUAG
Messenger RNA from Oldenlandia corymbosa var. corymbosa, 3276 nucleotides. Lineage: Eukaryota; Viridiplantae; Streptophyta; Magnoliopsida; Gentianales; Rubiaceae. The record is from the annotation of a GenBank genome assembly.